Molecule: messenger RNA, 2887 nt
Organism: Cucurbita pepo subsp. pepo (vegetable marrow)
Lineage: Eukaryota; Viridiplantae; Streptophyta; Magnoliopsida; Cucurbitales; Cucurbitaceae
Product: Tetratricopeptide repeat (TPR)-like superfamily protein
Molecular function (GO): protein binding; mRNA binding
Source: RefSeq, a predicted model, not a curated record
AUGACUCCUUAGUUCCCUCGCUAUAUCCAUUCUCUAUGCAUCUGAUAAUCACCAUUGUUGCGCUUUGACCCGCAUCAUCCCGUCUCGAUGAACCAAUUCUUAAAUCAACUCCACCAGCAAUCCAAGAAGUUGAAUUUCUCCGUUUCUGCUCUCUCCGAGUGACUUAAUUUUCUUCUAUUCAUCUCGCAAAAAUGUUCGUGAAGCUGCAGUAUUUGGAUACGCCCUGCUUCCCUGGAUUGAGUUCCACCCUCAGGUCAUCCACCGUCGGAGUCUCAAUUUCUCCCCCUGAUAAUCUCGUCCCCAUUUCCAGGAAGCCCAAACACUGCUGGAUUCCUGAAUGUCCGAACAGAGAGUCAAAGAACGUCGGUGGAGUUAAAAAAUACACUAACGAUAAUAGUGGUCGCCGGCAGGAAACUCGCCUGAAAAAAGCGAGUAAAACGGAGGAACGAGAACCCCACAAAAGAAAUCGCCAUUUGGGUAAUAGGGUUGUUGUGAAAAAGGAUGAAUGGGAAGAUGGAAAUGGGUCGGUGGAAAAAGUGCACCCCAAGUGUUCGACGAAAUGCCUAUCGUAUGGUGGAUGCAUACCAGCGAUUUUGCAGGCGUUGGAUGAAGUCAGUGACUUGGAUGAAGCACUGAAGCCUUGGAAAGACAAGCUUAACAACAAGGAAAGGAGUAUAAUUCUGAAAGAGCAGACCAGUUGGGAGAGGGCUUUGGAGAUUUUCGAGUGGUUUAAAAUGGCAGGUGGCUAUGAAGUGAAUGUGAUUCACUAUAAUAUUCUUCUUCGGAUUCUUGGGAAGGCCCAGAAAUGGAGACUAGUUGAGAGUUUGUGGGCAGAGAUGAACAAAAGGGGUAUUAAUCCGAUAAAUUCGACUUAUGGAACGUUGAUCGAUGUUUACGGGAAAGGGGGCUUUACAGAAGAGGCGUUGGCAUGGCUUGAAAGGAUGAAUGAACAGAGAAUGGAACCGGAUGAGGUCACCAUGGGAAUUGUUGUUCAAUUGUAUAAGAAGGCUGGUGAGUUUCAGAAGGCUGAGAAUUUCUUCAAGAAGUGGUCAUCAAGAAACUCAACGAAAUGUGAGAUUACCAACCAGAACGAAGUAGCUUCUGCUAAAGUUGAGAAUUCUCUGCACCCUCCUCAUGUUAGUUUGAGUACCUAUACAUAUAAUACAUUGAUUGACACAUAUGGGAAGGCUGGACAGCUACAAGAAGCCUCAACGACUUUCGAAAGCAUGCUAAACGAAGGAGUUGCGCCGACGACCGUGACUUUCAAUACUAUGAUUCACAUUUGUGGCAACCAUGGCAAGUUGAAAGAAGUGACAUUGCUAAUGCAGAAGAUGGAGGAGCUUCAAUGCCCACCUGAUACAAGAACAUACAAUAUCCUCAUUUCUCUUCAUGCUAAGCACGAUAACAUUGACUUGGCUUCAAAUUAUUUUGCAGAGAUGAAGGAGGCUUGUCUUCGGCCGGAUAUAGUGAGCUACCGUACUCUUUUGUAUGCUUAUUCUAUCAGGCAGAUGGUUGUGGAGGCUGAACAACUCGUAGCAGAAAUGGAUGAAAGGGGACUUGAGAUCGACGAAUUCACCCAAUCGGCACUGACCCGUAUGUAUAUCGAUGCAGGAAUGCUUGAAAAGUCAUGGUCGUGGUUCUGGAGAUUUCAUCUUACAGGGCGUAUGAGCUCCGAGUGUUAUUCGGCUAAUAUUGAUGCAUAUGGAGAGCGUGGAUGUAUUGUAGAAGCAGAGAGAGUUUUUGUCAGCUGCCAAGAAGAGAAGAAGCUCACAGUCCUUGAGUAUAAUGUGAUGAUUAAAGCCUAUGGUGUGGCAAAGGAUUAUGUCAAAGCACAAAAAUCAUUUGAUAGUAUGGAGAGUAAUGGCGUCACUCCUGAUAAAUGUAGCUAUAGUUCUCUGAUACAGAUAUUGUGUGGUGCUGACAUGCCGGCCAUGGCACUCUCUUAUCUGAGGAAGAUGCAGUCAGCUGGAUUGGUAAGUGAUUGCAUUCCAUAUUCGGUGGUUAUAUCGAGCUUUUCGAAACUUGGUUAUUUGGAAAAGGCGGACGAACUUUAUAGAGAGAUGAUCGAACAUGGUAUGCAGCCUGAUAUCGUUGUUUAUGGUGUGCUGAUAAAUGCUUUUGCUGAUGCUGGGAGUGUUAGAGAAGCUAUUGGUUAUGUCGACGCAAUGAAACGGGCUGGUUUGCCCGGUAAUACCGUUAUAUACAACUCGUUGAUAAAGCUCUACACCAAAGUUGACUACCUCAAAGAAGCACAGGAAGCAUACAAGAUGCUUCAGCAAACAGAUGAUGGUCCAGCUAUCUAUUCUUCGAAUUGUAUGAUCGACAUUUAUAGCAAACGUUCGAUGGAUAAACAAGCGGAAGAGAUUUUCGAGAGGUUGAAGAGAAAGGGAGAAGCAAAUGAGUUCACUUUUGCAAUGAUGUUGUGCAUGUACAAGAAAAAAGGAAGAUUACAGGAAGCCAUUAGUAUUGCAAGACAGAUGAAGGAACAAGGACUUUUAACAGAAUUGUUGAGCUUCAAUAACAUGAUCAGUUUAUACGCUAUGGACGGUCGAUUCAAGGAGGCGGUUAGUACAUUCCAAGACAUGAUUAAAACUUCCAUUCAACCUGAUGAAUGCACGUAUAAAUCGCUCGGGGUCAUUCUGUUAAAAUGUGGCGUUUCGAAGCAGGCAGUCAGAAAGCUAGAAUUAUCGGUAAAAAAGGACGCUCAGAGCGGAUUACAGGCGUGGGGUUCGGUUCUAUCUUCUGUUGUUGGAAUGAGUAUCAAGGAUGAUUAUCUAUAAGUCCAAGUCAUUCUACUUAGAUUCAUGAGAGAGCUGCAUUUGAAUGCCUGCUCAUCUCGUGUGUUCAAAAUAGUUGCUAUAAUCAUCAAAGUAGUAAACAUUGAUCA